Messenger RNA from Aspergillus brunneoviolaceus CBS 621.78, 3382 nucleotides. RefSeq names its product trehalose-6-phosphate synthase. NCBI's taxonomy places the organism in Eukaryota, Fungi, Ascomycota, Eurotiomycetes, Eurotiales, Aspergillaceae. Bases 208 to 3114 code for a protein of 968 amino acids. Gene Ontology annotation, cellular component: cytosol; alpha,alpha-trehalose-phosphate synthase complex (UDP-forming). The transcript has 4 exons. Gene Ontology annotation, biological process: trehalose biosynthetic process. Gene Ontology annotation, molecular function: catalytic activity. The record is from RefSeq and is a predicted model, not a curated record.
CUACCUCUCCCUCCACUCCACUACCCUCUGCAGCCUUAAAACAUCCCUAGGUCCGAGUCUUGUCGCUGCAGCACCCUUCCUCCUUAUUAUUCUUUCCUACCCGCUGAUCCUGGAUCCCUCCCUGCUGUCUGCAAGACAUCCAUUUGGUGUCACAAAGACCUUCUAGAAAACACCUCUUGCUCCAAGACACAUACACACACUGUCGCAAUGACGGUCUUCAUUGCUUCACUCUUCCUUCCGUACACCAUCAACUUCCAAGCUACCGAGCUGAGAUAUGCUCGUCGCAAAUCAUCCAGCAGCUCCUCUCAAGGAGAAGGGAAGAUUGUAGGACGCUUGGCUGAUACCAAUCGGAAACGCCAUUCGAAGAGCAUCAGUCUAUACACACCUGGGGCAACCACUGAGGAUGAGAAGAUCUUCAAGCCAUACAUCUCCCGGUCUGCCGGAGAGAUCCCGGCUGCAGAUGACCCCAAUGGUCCCGGCCCUAGUGAGCCUCGCACGGUCUCUUGGGGCCAGAGCCGGAAGUUCAACCAGCCACGCUCCAAGGCUUCUUUAUACCCGGAGCCAUCUAUCCUUAGUCGUCCUGAGAUCGACGAACUAGACAAUCCGCCGUAUCUUGAUGCUCCCUUGGAUGCAAUCAGCUCCGAGGAAGAGCAUGGCAGCCCGCGGGCCCUUCUUUCGGAGAUGGAUUGGGUGGUCAAAGCAGCAGAGCAGGGCAAUGGUGGCCUACGCAAUGCUAUCAAUGCUGCCGAGGAAGCCGGUAUGCUGACAGACAAAAUGUGGGUGGGGACCUUGGGCAUGCCCACCGACUCGUUAAAGGACGAGACUCGGGCUAGUAUCUCCGAGGCCCUCGAAGAUGAGUUCGAGUCCUUGACGGUUUUCGUCAAUGACAGCGAGUUCGAGGGCCAUUACACUCACUUUUGCCGUGCCGUCCUCUGGCCUGCCUUCCACUAUCAGAUGCAAGAAAGUCCUCGACACACAGAGUAUGAUGAUUAUUCCUGGAAGCAGUAUGUGAGGGUCAACGAGGCCUUCGCGGACAAGAUUGCUGCCUACUGGCGUCCAGGGGAUAGCAUUUGGAUCCAUGACUACCACCUUCUGCUUCUCCCAUCCAUGCUCCGCGAGAGACUACCGAAUGCAGAGAUCGGGUUCUUCAUGCACACUGCCUUCCCAUCUUCUGAGAUUUUCCGGUGCCUCAAUGCUCGAGAUGCGCUGCUUCAUGGUCUAUUGGGCGCCGACCUCGUCGGGUUCCAGACGGAGGAAUAUUGCUACCAUUUCCUCCAGUCAUGCAUUCGUCUGCUCGGCUUGGAGGUGUCCGUCGAUGGUGUCCAGCUGGAAAAAAGAUUUGUCAACGUGAGAAACAUGCCGAUUGGAGUCGAUCCGAAAGCCCUCGAUCUGCUCCGCAGGUCAACCGAGGUCAAGGACUGGAUCGCCAAUAUCAGUUCUCGGUACAAGGGAAAGCACUUGAUUGUUGCUCGAGACAGGCUGGAUGCUCCCGGCGGUAUUAAGCACAAGCUAAUGGCUUAUGAGCUGUUCCUGAAGCAAUAUCCCAAGUGGAGAGACAAGGUCGUCCUUGUUCAAAUCGCUUCGGCCUCUGAAUUACCUGAGUUAGAGGCGCAAGUCUCGAAGAUAGCCAUGCGCAUCAACUCGGUCUACUCAAGUUUGACUCAUCAGCCACUGGUUUUCCUCCGCCAAGACAUCAGUUACUCUCAGUUCUUGGCUCUCAUGAGUGUGGCUGAGAUCUUCAUGGUCACUAGUCUGAGAGAAGGUAUGAACCUCAGUAGUCACGAUUACAUCCACUGCCAAGAUGGAAUCUUGACCGGGCAGCGCCAUGGCUCCCUCAUCCUGAGUGAGUUUACUGGAAGUGCGUCGAUCUUUAACGGCCACGAACUCAUGGUCAAUCCAUGGGAUUACAAGGAGGUUGCCGACACAAUCAACAGAGCCUUUGAGAUGACCGCGGAGCAGAAACAGCGCAACUGGGAGUUUCUGCUAGAAAAGAUGACUCCUCACACCGCUCUUGCCUGGUUCAACUCGUUCCAGGCCUCACUGACCAAAGCCCACAGCGCACAAUUAUCCCGUGAACUCAGCCAGGUAAAACCUCUUUCGCUCGAUGCCGUGAAAGGCGCGUACGACGAGUCCACCGUGCGACUGUUCUUCUUGGAGAUUGAGGGCAUAGUCGCCUCCAGCCAUGGAGGGCCUACUAACUUGGUUCCUCUACUCCAGCGCUUACUUGAGGAUCCAAAGAACUUGGUAUACGUGACCAGCAGCAAGAGUCCCGAACAGCUCGAAAUCCUGCUCGAGCCGCUCUCCACCAAAGUUGGAAUCAUUGCUGAGAACGGCUGUUUUGUGCGACAGAUUGGAAAUUUCGACUGGGUGACACUUGUAGACAUGGAGAAGGCCAAAGAUUGGCGAAAUGGCAUUCGCAAGGUGAUCCAAUAUUACCACGAGCGAGUUGAAGGAAGUGUGAUGGAGGAAGGCCGUUGCUUGCUAAAUUUCUGGUAUCACGACGCGCUUGACCCCGAGGCGGCCGCCCGCCAGGCUUCUGGCCUUGCCGAUCAGAUCAACGGCACUCGCGGUAGCGAAGCCAUCCGCGUGGUCCUCACCGAGGGCGCAGUGAGUGUUGAACCUUUGGACAUGACGAAAGCCAAAGCGGCCGAUUCCGUCUUGCAGCAUCUGGACCAAAUCCCGGACUUUUUGUUUGUGGCGGGCGGAGCCCGCGGCGACGAAGCCCUGUUCCGGUGGGCGAAUCGCCUUCAGACUGACGAGAAAAACCCCAGUGUCACCACGCUCACCGUGGGUACUCAUGCCACAGAAGCGCGAGCCGUUCCGCCCAAGGGAUUGGGCAUUGUUGACAUUGUAGAUGCGCUGGUCUUCUCUCUUCCCGAGGGCCACCUUGAUGGACAUCCUGACGGUCUCGCCGCCGAUGCCCCAGCCCCAGUCCAGGCUGAACAAGGAGAGGACGAGCAGACAAACAGACACGCUCCAGCCACCCCUCCUGUCUUCAAUGGACAUGAGGCAAACGGGUACUCCACCCCUCCUAUGUCUCCGACUCCGGACUGGCAUCUCGUGGAACACUCGCCUACAUUAAAUGGUGUGAAUGGAGCGACACACCCAUUAUGACCUUGAUGCCUACUGAUACGCAUCCACUUCUGGGAGCUCACUAACGACUAUCCUUAUCCUCCCGUCUACUUACCUCUUUCACCUCUUUAUGCAGCCUUCUUCUUUCUUAUACCUUGAUUCGAGGAACACCUUGUAGCACCUCCUUGACAUGACGUUACGUGACCUAACGUGUGACAUGACCUAAGAUUACCCUCAACCCUCUGUCACUACCACCAAUACCCUUCUCGGUUGUCCUUUUCCUCCACCUCUUGUCUUUUUUUUAUUCCAU